This is a messenger RNA of Puntigrus tetrazona (Sumatra barb), 2101 nucleotides long. It is a transcript of the gene ptgis, whose product is annotated as prostaglandin I2 (prostacyclin) synthase. The coding region runs from base 94 to 1530 and encodes 478 amino acids. The transcript is spliced from 10 exons. Lineage: Eukaryota; Metazoa; Chordata; Actinopteri; Cypriniformes; Cyprinidae. Gene Ontology annotation, biological process: prostaglandin biosynthetic process. Gene Ontology annotation, molecular function: iron ion binding; prostaglandin-I synthase activity; heme binding. The record is from RefSeq and is a predicted model, not a curated record.
GAUGUGACGUGUGUUAGUGUGUCAGUCGAGUAUUUAACUUGUGGAAAGCAGGGCAGGAGAUCACACACGCACACACACACAUACACAGUCGACAUGAUGUGGACGGCGCUUCUUCUGCUGGGACUCGCUGUUGUGCUGCUGCUCGCGAGACGCACGAGACGGAGAAAUGAGCCUCCUCUCGAUAAAGGAAUGGUUCCCUGGCUCGGUCACGCGUUUGAGUUCGGCAAAGAUGCUGCUAAAUUCCUGACGCGAAUGAAACGGAAGCACGGCGACAUUUUUACCGUCCUUGCCGCUGGUAAAUACGUCACGGUUCUUCUGGACUCAAAUUGCUACGAUGCUGUCCUAUGCGACGUGGUCUCGCUUGACCAAACGGGCUAUGCUCAGAUCCUAAUGAAGAGAAUCUUCAGCCUCAAUUUGCCCAAUCACAACCCUGAAUCCGAGAAGAAAAGAGCAGAAAUGCAUUUUCAGGGGUCCGCUUUGACCCAACUCUGCAGCUCAAUGCAGAACAACCUCAAGCACCUUCUGACCCCUUCAGUAAUGGGCCUGAAAGUAUCUGAGUGGAAAAAAGAUGGACUCUUCCAUUUCUGCUACAGCUUGCUCUUUAAGACCGGCUAUCUUACUGUGUUUGGCGCAGAGAAAAACAACAGCGCGGCACUAGCUGAAAUUUAUGAGGAGUUUCGCCAGUUUGACAAGUUUUUACCUAAACUGGCUCGGACUACUGAAAACAAAGAGGAAAAAAAAAUUGCAAGUUCAGCACGAGAAAAGCUGUGGAAAUGGCUGACUCCGUCACGUUUAGAUAGAAAGCCAGAACACCAAUCGUGGUUGGGGAACUAUGUACAGCAACUGCAGGAAGAAGGAGUCGAUGCUGAGACUCAGAGGAGAGCCAUGCUGCUACAGCUAUGGGUUACACAGGGAAACGCGGGCCCCACUGCAUUCUGGCUACUGGGCUACUUACUCACCCACCCUGAAGCUCUAAGGGCUGUGAAAGAGGAAAUCCAAGGUGGAAAGCACCUCCGUCUGGAAAAGAAACAGACAAACACUCCAGUGUUCGAUAGCGUUCUUCAUGAGACUCUGCGUCUAACUGCGGCCUCUCUCAUCACUAGAGAAGUGAAGCAAGACAAGAAGAUUUGUUUAAGCAAUGGGCAAGAAUACCAGCUCCGACGGGGCGAUCGGCUGUGCGUUUUCCCCUUCAUCAGCCCUCAAAUGGACCCACAGAUCCACCAACAGCCAGAGAUGUUCCAGUUUGACCGCUUCCUCAACGCAGAUGGGACAGAGAAGAAAGACUUCUUUAAGGAAGGAGUGAGGGUGAAGUAUCCAUCUGUGCCUUGGGGGACCAAAGACCACCUGUGUCCAGGACGCCAAUUUGCAAUUAGUGCGAUUAAAGAGCUUGUAUUCACAAUCUUGACUCGAUUUGAUCUGGAACUGUGCGACAAGAAUGCAAAGUUGCCAUUGGUAGACCCCAGCCGAUAUGGCUUUGGCAUUCUCCAACCAGCUGGCGAUCUAGAUAUACGCUACAGAAUGAGAUCUUAAUAUGCCAAAUCUAAUUAAAACUGUACAGAUAACAAUAGCUUUUUUCUUUUUUUUUUACCAGUGUCUUGAAUACUUAUUGCAAUAAUAAAUAUUGUAUUUUUUUUAACUCUGGUUUUAGUCAUUUUUCAUUCGACCUGAUGUCAUUUGGUUUUAUUAUCCUUUCUUUUUUGCAUCCAAGGCGUCAAAAAACGUCCUGAUUCUAAUGCAGUUCAACAUGUUUUUAAUCCUAUGAAAAACGCACUUGGUUUAUUGUAUUUUUUCUUUAGUAUUUUAGUUUGUCAGGGUCAAACUGAUGUGAAACAAAAGUAAAAGUGCUACUAUAGUAGAUAACACAUUUUGGAAACAUGCAUGCCUGCUUUGUUAUACAACAUAGUUAAAGCUUCGAUCUGUCUGUAGUGUUUUGACUAGGUCAGAGGCACAGGGGUUACCCCAGGGUAAAAGGCACUUUAGAUUUUUUUUUCUCCCAAAACACUAAAAUGCAACAAGCACCACCAUGUCACUUUCCUAAACACCUGUUUCCUGAGAAAUUAAAAAGUUGAUUCAUUAUCUGCAAUAAAAUUAUAUAUAUAUA